CCUGUAACCACUGGAGAGAGAGGCAGACAGAGAGAGAGCCUUUUUUCCUCCACACAGACUGAGCUGUUGUUCUGGACUUUCUGUGAGUUCUAGUGGCACAUUAAUUUCUGAUUUUUAAGCAUAUCUUCUUGAAGAACCGGGACCAGGACCAGAGGAUUUGUGCUGUGUUGUGAUGCCUGCCAUUUUAUAACUGUGAUGGAGCUGCAGAUGAGAAUCAUCACCUCUUUUCUUUUGAUGGUCUCAUCUGCAGCUGAGGAGGUGACGAGUGAACUGAAAGGUGUUGAAGGAGGAUCUGUCACUUUUCCUGAUCCUGUGAUGGAGACUGGAUUUUUUAGUUAUGAAAGAACGACAGUUGCUAUUGUGAAGGACAGGAAAUUUGAAAUAUUUGGGGAAGCUUAUGAGGACAGAAUUUUCUGGAACAACCAAACUGGACUCUUCACAAUCAGAGGACUGAGGAGGACUGACUCUGGUGUUUAUACUGUUGACUCUAAAAAAGGAACUGUUUUCACUAGAUCUCAUAAACUCACAGUGUACGAGCCUGUGGCAGCUCCUGAAGUGAAAGCUGUGAACGUGAGCAAAGAUAACUGCACCUUAAUAUGUUCAGUGAAGAAAGCUGAGGCGAUGACUCUGCUGUGGUACAAAGAAGGGAAAAUACUGAAGCAGAGCAGCCUGGCUCUUUCUCUGCCUCUCAUUGUACAGGACUUCACUUCAGCUUAUUCAUGUGUGGCAGCCAAUCCUGCAGAGAAGAAAACGUUUGAUGUCAAUGCUACAUCCGUAUGCAGUUCAUCAAAUAAUGUAGAACCCCCAUCUGACACUCGUACAAAAAAUUUAAUCGCAAUCCCCAUUGUCUUGGCGGUGAUUGCUGUGCUUGCCUUGUUCAUCGGUUGGAAGUAUUUCAUCAAAAACAAGAAGACCAAUGAGACACAAGGCCCUAUGAAUAGGGAUUCGGUGAUUUACACAGACGUUCAAAUAAAUGAAGACCGACGCAAUCAGGCAAGAAACACACCAGACUCAUCAGGACCGAGUGAUCGAUCCAACCUAACAACUGUUUACGACAAGCUUCAGGUGCAUCGCAUCUCUAACGCAGAGACUGAUGAUCAUGUUUAUGAUCAAGCUAUUAGCUUUGCACGCGCAUGAGCAUCUUAAUGAUCCCAGAGACAGAGGAGAAUGUCAAAGUGUUUAUACCGAGCAGCUAUUUCUUGCAGAGGUAUUUAUACCGCCUGUGCUACCUUCUUGUUCUAGUUUGUUCACUGUUUAUUUGUGUGGUCCUACAUUUCACUAUUUUUUUUAUUGUGCUUUAAAUUAAAUUUUUUUCAUUAAAUGAA
Messenger RNA from Cheilinus undulatus (humphead wrasse), 1325 nucleotides. RefSeq lists its product as uncharacterized. The record is from RefSeq and is a predicted model, not a curated record. The transcript is spliced from 6 exons. Lineage: Eukaryota; Metazoa; Chordata; Actinopteri; Labriformes; Labridae. Bases 196 to 1137 code for a protein of 313 amino acids.